This is a messenger RNA of Chenopodium quinoa (quinoa), 826 nucleotides long. RefSeq names its product non-symbiotic hemoglobin 1-like. Gene Ontology annotation, molecular function: heme binding; oxygen binding. Bases 105 to 617 code for a protein of 170 amino acids. The transcript is spliced from 5 exons. Lineage: Eukaryota; Viridiplantae; Streptophyta; Magnoliopsida; Caryophyllales; Amaranthaceae. The record is from RefSeq and is a predicted model, not a curated record.
GGUCAUCAAGUCUCCUAUUUAAACAGUUUGAAUUUCUUUUAACAUAAAUUUAUAUUACCUUUUUUUAUCCUACCAAAAUAAUUCAGAUUUUGUAUAAACCAACCAUGAGCCUGAGUCUCGAAAACGUUAAAUGUCCUGCCUCAAAUGUUUUGUUUACUGAAGAACAAGAAGCACUAGUGGUUAAAUCAUGGAAUGUCAUGAAAAAGAACUCUGCUGAACUUGGUCUCAAGUUGUUCUUGAGGAUAUUUGAGAUUGCACCAACAGCAAAGAAAAUGUUCUCUUUUGUAAGGGACUCGAACGUUCCCUUGGAGCAAAAUCCGAAGCUCAAAGCCCAUGCUAUGUCUGUUUUCGUAAUGACGUGUAAAUCAGCUGCUCAACUUAGAAAAGCUGGGAAAGUAACUGUUGGUGAGUCUACAUUGAAGCAUAUGGGGUCAGUCCACUUAAAAUACGGAGUUGUAGAUGAACAUUUUGAGGUGACUAGAUUCGCGUUGCUGGAAACAAUAAAAGAGGCGGUACCAGAGAUGUGGUCGCCGGAGAUGAAGAAUGCUUGGACUAAAGCUUUUAAUCAGUUGGUUGCUGCUAUUAAGGCUGAAAUGAAGCCUUCAUCUACAGCUUAAGUUCACUUGAAAAAAACUUGCUUUUGACAAUGUUUGUUUUUUUAUACAUGGAAUAAUGUUUCAUUAUCAACAAUGUACUAUUAUUGUACUAUAUACUCCGUGCGUGUUACAUUCGAAUCAUCAAUAACAUCAUUAUUUGUUUUGUUGUAAAUCCCUUAAAGUUUAUCAGAUUACAUUAGAAUAUAUAUAUAUGUUAUGAAGACAUAUGA